AUGACAGCGUCCAACAGGGCAGAGCCGUCGGUCCUGACCAUAUAUAGUAGCGAAGAAGAGGAGUCUCUUCUCCAAAAUGGCGACCCUCGAAGAUCUGCAAAGCGCCCUACAGCUGCUCCCUUAUCACCGUUCUCUGCACCCAUUUUCUAUUUUCUGGCCAUUCAUUUCUUGCUUGCAUUCUGCGAGAUGAUUCUCGUUGCUCCUCUUAUCAAGCUCUUUGAAGAAUCACUAUGUCUUCGGCAUUAUUCAUUUCCCCCGGGUGGUGUUCCAGAGAAGAUGUGCAAGAUCCCUGAAAUUCAGCAUCCUCUCGCAACAAUCAGGGGAUGGAAAGCGACGUUUGAUACUAUUCCAGUGCUACUGGUAGCUAUUCCAAUCGGAAAGUUGGGCGAUCAUUACGGACGUAGGAAAAUCAUGGCCUUAUCAUUAUUCGGUGUUGCCGCUUCCCUCGUUGAGAUUUUCAUUGUUUGCGCCUUUCCUCGGGUUUGCCCGCUGCAAUUGGUCUGGCUGUCUUCUGUCUUUCUUCUAUGUGGCGGAGGCUUGAAUGCGGCCUCAGCAUUCAUGAGCCAAGGAUUCUAUUAUAUAUUUUCUGCAUUCUACGUCGCUGAGCUUGUGGCCUCCUUUCUUGCCUCAGUCACAAUCGACAUUUCCCCCUGGCUACCCCUCGGUAUGGCUAUGGGAUCUGUUAUCUUAUGUCUGAUUUUGCUUUGGCUCGUGCCGCGUCCAAAAUCUAACGUUGAAAAUGACGCGGCCAACCCAUCAGAAACUCACAGCCACGGAAAUAUUAUUUCCGAAAACUCAGACAAAAGCCCUGCGGUUGACUCUCUCGUCAGCGCACUUCGGAACACUAAAUUUCUCCUCAUUGUUCCCGUCUUCAUUGUUGGUAUUUUCAGAUAUACAACCCUCAAUGUUCUGAUACAAUAUGCAUCCGUCCGUUUUGGUCUGAAGAUUUCCACUGGCGCUAUGUUCUACACCGAGACGGCUGUGGUCAACAUAUUCUUGUUCCUCUUCCUCGUCCCAACGUUAACUACCUACAUUCGAGAGAAAUACGAUGUACGGCCUGAGAAAAUAGAUCUCUUCUUGGUCAGGGCUAGUGUAUCUCUCAUGUGCUGUGGUACUCUCGGAAUUGGACUGGCCUCGUCAGGCAAGCUUCUCCCGAUAGCCGUUUUCAUAUUUGCUGCUGGCUUUUCAAGUAGAGUCUCUGCUCUCUCCCUUGUUUCGUACUGGAUAUCGGACGAUGCGAAAGCGACCAUGUAUGCUGCAAUCACUGUCUUGGAGAGCUUAGGCCACUGCAUUGGAGACCCGACCAUGCAACAGAUCCUGGCUGCAUCUCUGCGCUUGCCUCCGUUCUGGCAAGCUUUACCAUUCUUCUUCGCUUCUCACAGCCAUCUAGACAAUUACAACCGUAUGGGAGGAAGCAAGUACGGUCCAAGUAAUGACUUGCUUUCACAGGAAUAAUAUAGCACAAUUCGGGAAUCCAUAGCAGGAACUUCAGAUCAUGGGGAGUACUGGAUAGGGCUCUUGGCUUUUAUUACAUGAACGUGGAGGAGCUUGAUGGAAUGGAGGCGGGUUAGGGGUGGACAGCAGGCUUCACUUGUUUUAUCAAGGGCGCUUUGAAAGCCUGCAUCUUCCUGGGUAGAUCUUGGUAUGGCAGAUGGGAUUAUAGACAUGUAUUGUGAAAGAGAUACAGCUAAAGAGGACCAGUUAGAGAGCAGUUACAUACCUCAUCUUACCUACCUACAUACACACUUACUAAAUCAUCAUGAAGAACCC
This is a messenger RNA of Amorphotheca resinae ATCC 22711, 1770 nucleotides long. RefSeq lists its product as hypothetical. Gene Ontology annotation, biological process: transmembrane transport. Gene Ontology annotation, cellular component: membrane. The transcript is spliced from 6 exons. Gene Ontology annotation, molecular function: transmembrane transporter activity. The record is from RefSeq and is a predicted model, not a curated record. Bases 1 to 1455 code for a protein of 484 amino acids. NCBI's taxonomy places the organism in Eukaryota, Fungi, Ascomycota, Leotiomycetes, Helotiales, Amorphothecaceae.